GCGCGCGAGGUAUCAUGGAGGAUCAGUAGGCAAACUGUGGCCAUCAGAGGAGAGCAGCUACCCGCUCCGACCCCGGGACUUUUUAUCAACUGUUCGCCGGUUUCUGCUUUUCAAAAUUUAAAACCUCCGAAAACUCAACAUGGACAUGAAGAAGAGAAUCACGUUGGAGCUAAGGAACCGGAGCGCGGCGGAGAUAGCAGAGCUGGUGGUAGAUAACAGUCGUUCAGCAGACGGCGAGGUAGAAGGUCUGACGGACGCCUUCACAGAGCUCGAGUUCCUCAGUAUGGUCAAUGUGGGGCUCAGCUCGCUGGCUAAACUCCCAUCACUGCCCAAACUACACAAGCUGGAGCUGAGCGACAACAACCUGUCUGGCUCUCUGGAGAUGCUGUCGGAGAAAUGUCCCAACCUGACCUACCUCAACCUGAGUGGCAACAAGAUCAAAGAGCUGAGCAACGUGGAGGCUCUGCAAAACCUGAAGAGCCUGCAGAGUCUGGACCUGUUCAACUGUGAGAUCACGACUCUGGAGGACUACCGCGAGAGCGUCUUCGAGCUGCUGCCGCAGGUCACGUACCUGGACGGCUUCGACCAGGAGGACAACGAGGCGCCAGACUCAGAGGCCGACGACGAAGACGAAGACGGCGAGGACGGAGCGGCGCCGCCCGGCGACUACGACGAAGACGAGGAUGACGAAGAGGAGGAAGACGGCUCGGAGGGAGGAGAGGUGGGGCUGAGCUUUCAGGUCAACCGGGCCGAUCAGGACGACGAUGAUGAGGACGACUACGCAGACGAAGAGGAGGAAGAAGUGAAAGCGGUAGCUCAGGGCGAGAAGAGGAAGAGAGGCGUGGACGCCGAAGGCGAGGAUGACGAAGACGACGACGACGAUGACGAAGACGACUAGUCUCUGCGGCUCUCUCUGUGUGUCGUCCCGUCCUGUUUCUGUCCCAGACAGACAGACAGACAGACAGACAGACAGACAGACAGGAACUGUGUGAUCUCAGAUAGUGUGUUUUUUCAGUUUGUUAGAGAAUCUCACGUCUUUAUUUUUAGAUAAUAUAUAAGAAGAGGAUUUUAUCUUUAAACCUUAAAGCCCAUCUGUCCUGCCCCCCCCAUCCUGAACUCUCCCCCCACCUCACCUCUGGCGCUCCACAGACAGGAAGUGACCACAACAGGAAGUGGCAAGCGUGCUCAGGUUUCUGAUCCUCCUGCAUAUCAUCAUGGUCAUCGUCGUCUGGUCGUCUGUUCUUCCUCGGCUUUCGAACCGGACGGACAGCACGCAAAGUAUCUGACGCGGACCGAUGUGUGUCUAACAACCAAUCAGGACUCUGUGUGUGUCUAGCAACCAAUCAGGACUCUGUGUGUCUCUAACAGCCAAUCAGGGACUCCGUAUGUUUUCAGGAUCUUCCGUCCACUGUCAUGUUCGCCCUCCCCUCUGAACAGUGAUCACAUGACUCUGCUGUCUCGGCCCGCUAGGAACCUGCAGAAUAUUGUUUCCCGUGUGUGUGUUUGAUUUGUUGUACGGGGUUUCCAGGGGCGGGUGGGUAACGACGUCAAAAUCUAUCACAUCUUCUCUUCAUUAUGUAAUAUUCUGACGCGUUUUAUAAUAACAAACCCAAACAAAUAGACAAAAAGGCAACCAAAUAGGCGACAAAACGACGACAAAAAGGUGACAAAAAGACGACAAAUAGGCGACAAAUAGGUGACAAAAAGACGACAAAAAGGUGACAAAAAG
This is a messenger RNA of Perca fluviatilis (European perch), 1729 nucleotides long. RefSeq names its product acidic (leucine-rich) nuclear phosphoprotein 32 family, member E (gene anp32e). The record is from RefSeq and is a predicted model, not a curated record. Lineage: Eukaryota; Metazoa; Chordata; Actinopteri; Perciformes; Percidae. Bases 140 to 898 code for a protein of 252 amino acids. Gene Ontology annotation, molecular function: phosphatase inhibitor activity; histone binding. Gene Ontology annotation, cellular component: nucleus. The transcript is spliced from 7 exons. Gene Ontology annotation, biological process: regulation of apoptotic process.